Molecule: messenger RNA, 2480 nt
Organism: Andrographis paniculata
Lineage: Eukaryota; Viridiplantae; Streptophyta; Magnoliopsida; Lamiales; Acanthaceae
Product: probable serine/threonine-protein kinase WNK9
Exons: 9
Coding region: 369-2342 (657 amino acids)
Biological process (GO): intracellular signal transduction; protein phosphorylation
Cellular component (GO): cytoplasm
Molecular function (GO): ATP binding; protein serine/threonine kinase activity
Source: RefSeq, a predicted model, not a curated record
AUCCGCAAGCUGUUAAGAGGAGCCAUUGAUCCCAUCCGAAACCUUCCUCCGUCCUCCGAUUCCAUCUCUUCCAUCGAUUUCCGCAAUCGGAGCAAAUCCAGGCGAAGGAGCUAAAAUAAAGCAGUAAUUGAUUACUGAAUCGAUUUUAACCUACGCAGGAAGACGAUUGAUGAGAUCUAUGCGUUUGGAGAGGUAGCAGUGACGUCUUCAGUGGCUUCCUUCGAAUUUUUUUAAUUCGCGAAGAGAAAUAGCUGUGGUGUCGUGUUGUCUGUUAAUGAGUUUAACGCCUGAAGAUUGGGGUUGAGUGGUGUUGGAUAAGCUUUUCCCCUUCAGAAGGCAGAGGAAUAAACUUCUCGUAGAUUCUAGAAAUGAAUGGUGGUUUAAUCGAUUUUGAUUCAGAGGAUUCAGAGUUUGUAGAAGUUGAUCCGUCUGGAAGAUAUGGAAGGUACAAUGAGAUUCUCGGCAAAGGUGCUUCCAAAACAGUGUACAGAGCUUUCGACGAGUACGAAGGAAUUGAAGUCGCCUGGAACCAGGUGAAGCUCUACGAUUUCUUACAGAGCCCCGAGGAUCUUGAACGACUCUACUGCGAAAUCCAUCUCCUCAAGACGUUGAAGCACAACAACAUUAUGAAAUUCUACACCUCUUGGGUGGAUACCGCCAAUCGAAACAUCAAUUUCGUCACCGAAAUGUUCACUUCCGGCACUCUCAGACAAUAUAGGAUGAAGCAUAAGAGGAUAAACAUUCGAGCGAUCAAACACUGGUGCCGGCAGAUUCUACAGGGGCUCGUUUAUCUCCACAGCCACGACCCGCCGGUGAUUCACAGAGACCUUAAAUGUGACAACAUUUUCAUCAAUGGAAAUCAGGGAGAAGUCAAGAUUGGCGACCUCGGUCUCGCUGCAAUCCUCAGGAAAUCGCACGCUGCUCGUUGUGUCGGAACGCCGGAGUUCAUGGCUCCAGAAGUUUACGAAGAGGAAUACAAUGAAUUGGUCGAUAUAUAUUCUUUCGGAAUGUGUAUUUUGGAAAUGGUGACGUUUGAGUAUCCGUACAGUGAGUGCACGCACCCGGCGCAAAUUUACAAGAAAGUGAUCUCCGGUAAGAAACCGGAUGCUCUUUACAAAGUUAAGGAUCCUGAGAUUCGUAGAUUCGUCGACAUAUGUUUGGCUUCGGUCUCAAACAGGCGAUCGGCUUGGGAGCUUCUCAACGAUCCUUUCCUUCAAAUCAACGAUUAUGAUUUGAGGCCGUUGAUUUAUUACCAAAGGGAUUACGACGAAAUAGGCUCGGUUUUACGACAGCCUCUGUUGAGUGCUCAUCACAGCGCGACGAGUUCGUCGGUGAACGGUUUCUCCAAUUACGUAUGUUACAAUCCAGAGCACGACUUCGAUUCGCACUCGCUUGAGUACGAAACGAACGAUCUUGAAGACGACGACUCGGAGAACGUGGAUAUCACGAUCAAAGGAAGAAAAAGCGAUGACGAUAAUAUCUUUCUGAGGCUCCGAAUUGCCGAUAAAGAAGGUCGAGUUCGAAACAUUUACUUCCCGUUCGACAUUGAGAACGACACGGCUCUAAGUGUCGCCACGGAAAUGGUGGCCGAGCUGGACAUCAUGGAUCAAGACGUGACUAAAAUAGCCGAAAUGAUCGAUGGCGAGAUAGCGUCCUUGGUACCCGACUGGAAAAAGGGCGUCAGAAUCGAAGAUUGUCCCGAUUAUUACAACAUCGGAGGUUGCUGUCAAAAUUGUGACGCCGACGCUUUUUCGCCGUCCGAACGACCGGCUAAGAGCUCGCAAGUACACGGCCGGUUCGAAGAGAUAACUUACCAAUUCGAAGGAUCCGAGGCAGAAGUUCAUUACAACGACGUAUCGGGACAGUACGAGGAGGACCACGAUGGCACUACCCGAGGUUGUAGUGACCGCCACUUCGACGAUGAAAAUGAAACUGAGGAUAACGUCGAGGGAAUCGAUAAUGACAUCGACAACGAGACAAGACAUCGACCGUCGACGACGAUGACGAUACGAUCGAGGGAUCCCAGCAAUCGGGCAUCGAAAUCUGAUCCCGAUCCCGACGCUCCAACUACGAGUCGAGGAGAUAAAGUCGAUUACGAUGAGCUUAAAAAGUUCGGUAGCAAUGGGAAGCAGUUCACGACGUACCCGCCGUUGAAUUCAAUUAAGAAUGGCGUUAUCUACAAGGUUUCCGGCUACGACCCGCCGUUGCCGCCGCCGCUGCCGCCGUAUAGUUCUUGUAGUCCGAGCCACCUUGCGGCGGCGAAAAGCUUAUAUUCCGAUGGUCUAUUCCCACAUUUGGUACAAAGGACUACGUCUCUACCUGUAGAUGCUAAUGAUUUCUAAAAAUAAAAAAAUUAAUGUUAUAUUUGCCCUCAAUUUUCAAAUGGGUUAUUUACACGUUACUUUUAGAAGUUUCUUUAGGUAAUUUAAGAUACUUACACACUAUUUGUUAAAAAAAAUAUAUUUUAUUAUUUAUUCUUA